AUGAAGGAUAACAUCAUCAACCCGCCGGAGAAGGCUCCGAAUUUGAUCAAGACUGUAGCUGACCAAGGUCAGGGAGGUCUCGAGGCAAAAACCCGAUCAAGUUCGACCACUCAAUCGCCGAUUGCUCUGACCAAGGAUAAUCCUGCCAUCACGACUCCCAAGCGCAGCAGCAAGCGACACCCUUCAGAAACCGCCGAGGAUGGCGCAAUGCAAGGACGCUCGCUCUUCCCAUCUGAAGUUGCCCAAGGUCAAGACGACAAUCCGCCUGAUCCCACGACUUCAACGAGCCAACGCAAGCAACCCCCUCCUUCCAAAACCGCCGAGGAUGGCGCAGUGCAAGGACGAUCGCUCGUUGCCUACAUCACAAAACUCAAGGUGUCAAAGUUUCACAGGCUCUACAAGAAGGCUUGGAGACAGGAGAUGUGUGCUCUCGCAACGGCCCAAAGCGUUAUCACUACUGACAAAAAGUCGCCUCGCUUUUGGGAAUUUUCGCUCGUGUUCAACCCGACAUUAAUUGUUAAACGCGCCGAGCCGUUGACUUGGAUGUGGCGAAUGGCAUCCGAAUUCUUCGCUAAUCCUUGGACACUCCCUGCUAUCAUUCCUCACAUUGUGGAGGAAUUUGAGCGACUAAAACGAGAGCCAACAAUAGCCAAAGCUCAGUCCAAGUUUAAGAAGCGACUCGCAUCCACGCCAGCGAACUUGAAAGGUGCCGAGGCACACAAUUCUCCCGAGAACCUUAAUCCAAGCAAUGAACCCAUGGAAUUUGUUGAAAUCGUUUGGCAUGCCUUGACAACGGCGUUUCCAACAAAACAAGGUUGGAACCAGAACGAAGAACUUCUCAGCUAUUUACACACAACAACAAUCCUAUUUUAUGAUGUCUACGCUGCCCAUCAGAAGUGGCCACCAACCAUGGGCUCGAAUGACAACAAAUCACAAGAGAUGGCUUUGAAAUCGACGAGGACUGCACCUGAGCACGCUCAGGAAAGUCUGGAGGCAACAACCCGCUCGAAUUCUACCACCCUAUUGACGGUUGACCUUGUGAAGGACAACCCCUACGAACACAAACUCUCCAUGUUGUACGGCAAAUUUGUCUUGUUUCUUUCUCUGGAAACGAUACAGCAGACCGAUUUUCUGGUUCUCCAUUUCCAAAUCCUCACCAUUAGAGUGGGAGCGCCGAUCUGCCCAUUGACAGUCCUGGCUAGAAAGAAUUGCAUUCAAUUCUUUCCUUGGAAACGAUACCCACAAAAUUCCUUCUGUAUCCAAGGAGAUAUUCGGGCACCUUGUUUGUACUUCCCCACCAACAGUGGAAGCGCCAAUCUGUCCCCUGACAUGAUUGACUAG
This is a messenger RNA of Cylindrotheca closterium, 1341 nucleotides long. The record is from the annotation of a GenBank genome assembly. NCBI's taxonomy places the organism in Eukaryota, Bacillariophyta, Bacillariophyceae, Bacillariales, Bacillariaceae.